AUGUAUGCUGGAACACAACGAUUCAAAGCAGUUGUGGUUGAGAACAAGUAUAUUAGCAGCCUGGACGCGGAGGCGCGGCUGCGGGAGGUGCGGAAGGGCGCGGACGAGGCGGCGCUGGCGCGGGCCGAGCUGGAGAAGCGGGUGGACAGCCUGCUCGACGAGCUGGCCUUCCUCAAGAAGGUGCACGAGGAGGAGCUGGCCGAGCUGCAGGCGCAGAUCCAGUACGCGCACCUCUCCGUGGAGAUGGACGUGUCGGCCAAGCCCGACCUCUCCGCCGCCCUGCGCGACAUCCGCGCCCAGUACGAGAAGCUGGCGGCUCGCAACAUGCAGAACGCUGAGGAGUUCUGGGCCCCCCGCGGCAUGAACGAGGCGCUGGAGAAGCAGCUGCAGGAGCUGGAAGAGAAGCAGAGUGCAGACAUCUCUGCCCUGCAGGAUACAAUCAACAAAUUGGAGAACGAGCUGAGAACCACGAAGAGUGAAAUGGCUCGGUACUUGAAGGAAUAUCAAGAUCUGCUCAAUGUGAAAAUGGCCCUGGACAUCGAAAUUGCAGCAUAUAGGAAGCUACUGGAAGGUGAAGAGACCCGACUCAGUUUCACCAGUGUUGGAAGCAUUACCAGUGGCUACACCCAGACUGCCCCAACUUUUGGCAGGUCUGCCUACAGUGGUCUCCAAUCCAGCUCCUACUUGAUGACAACCCGUUCCUUCCCCACAUACUACUCCAGUCAUGUCCAGGAAGAGCAGAUUGAAAUAGAGGAGACAAUUGAGGCUGCUAAAGUGGCAGAAGCCAAGGCAGCCCCUGCAGAGGAAGGUGAGGAGGAAGAGAAAGAGGAGGGUGAGGAAGAAGCGGGAGGUGAAGAGGCUGAAGAAGAGGAGGAAGGUGCUAAGGAAGAAUCUGAAGAAGCCAAAGAGGGUGAGGAAGAGGAAGGAGAAGGGGAAGAAACAGCAGCUGAAGAAGGGGAGGAGUCUCAGGAAACUGCUGAGGAAACUGGUGAGGAGGAAAAGGAAGAGAAAGAAGCAGCAGGGAAGGAAGAGAGUGAAGUGAAGAAGAAGGCUUGAUUUUUAGGCAGUCUAGCUUUCUCGUCAGGUCUACAGAAUAAACGAUGAUUGACUGAUCUAAAAUUGCAGUCUCACAUAUUUAAUUCAGUGACCACUGAGGUUUAAAGUUAAUGAUCUAUGAUGUUUCUCUCUGUGCAGAGUAUCAGUAUGCUUGCAGAGCACCCACUGGCUUGCUCCCUGAAUGCUGCAUGGUCUACACGUAUGAAUUCAGGGGUUAUGUCUUUCUUGGGUGAUUCAGAACCUUAAAAUUUAAAAUGGGGGAAAAAAAAUAAGUCAUGGGAAUGAAAGUUGUCUUUCACUUGCAUUUAAAAUAAUUGUGGAAACCUUGGGUGGGUAAAAUAAUGGAGGCUUCAAUAAGUAUGUGCAAUAAAGCUAGUCAAUAAAGUUACAGACAUGCUUACACAGA
This is a messenger RNA of Opisthocomus hoazin, 1462 nucleotides long. It is a transcript of the gene NEFL, whose product is annotated as neurofilament light chain. The record is from RefSeq and is a predicted model, not a curated record. Gene Ontology annotation, molecular function: structural constituent of postsynaptic intermediate filament cytoskeleton. Gene Ontology annotation, cellular component: cytoplasm; postsynaptic intermediate filament cytoskeleton; axon. Gene Ontology annotation, biological process: neurofilament bundle assembly. Lineage: Eukaryota; Metazoa; Chordata; Aves; Opisthocomiformes; Opisthocomidae.